UUUUUUUUUAUAUAUAUAUAAUAAUCAUCAUCAUUAUCAUGUUAUUUUGUAAAUCUUUAUCAAUAGAUCUAGUAGAACCUGUAGUCUAUUUACAUGGUCCUAAAGAUCAUCAUACUAUUAAUAUUUUACGUGGAGUUAUUCGAUUACAACUUGCAAGACCAAUACAUAUGGAAUCAGUGACGAUCCAGUUUGUUGGGAUUUCCAAAACACUUUGGCCUGAAGCAUCACAACAUUGGGAUAAACAAAUCUUAGUAGAUUCUAUUAUUCCUAUUUGUCGUACACCGAUGUAUCUGAAAAAAGGAACACAUGCUUUUCCUUUUGAGAUUUUAUUGUCCAAUGCAUUAUCAGAAUCGAUCGAAUGUGGUUUAGGUCAUGUCCGAUAUAAAUUGAUCUGUCAGGUGCAUACUCAACCAACAUGGACACCCAAACAUUGGUCAUUAUUAUUUCAUCCUCAUCAUCAACUACGUGCUAAACAAUCAGUCAUCCUUGUUCGAUUACCACCACAAGAUACACCUCGAUGUAUCACUCAAACUCAUCAUAUUACUACGAAUGAUCAAUUAAAUAUGGUACUCGAAACUGCUCAUUUAACACCUGGUGCAUCUUUACCAUUAUCCUUACAUCUUUCCGAUCCUAGUAUCAUACAAUCACUUGAUAAUUUGACCGUUAAAUUAAUCGAAAGACAAAAAUUCCGCGCUCCUUCCAAACAAACCACUCGUAUUUUACAUCAUGAAAUCACUCUUCAACAAUCAUCAUCGUCCACUGAAGAAUGUAAUGAGACUCGUUUUAUUUAUCAAAUUCCAGAUUCAAGGUCUCUUCAAGUACAUCCAACUACUACCAAUCGUAUCAUCCGUGUACGACACUGGAUUCAAGUCUCUUUAACCUUAACCUUGACCAAUGGAGAAACAAAAGAUUUAUGGAUGGAUACUCCCAUUUCUGUUUUAUUAUCUUCUUUGGAUGAUUAUCAUACUUUACCUGUUUAUCAACCUACCAUCCAUCCUCCACCUCCUCCACCUCCACCUCCUCCUCCUUCUAACUCAAAAAAGAAAUCUACUUUAUUACCUAGUCAAAAUAAUCAUCAAGAUAAAAAAAAGAAGAAUAAGAAAAAAAAGAGAAAACCAAACACGUGGAUUUCCAAGCUUUAUGCUCGUCAUAAGGAGAUGUUUCGUUCACCCUCAUCCAUCUUCUUUUCGCCACUGUCACCUUCCUCCUCUUCCUCCUCUUCCUCAUCAUCAUCAUCAUCAUCGCCACCACCUCUCUAUCAAGAACUCGAUAAUUAUCCUUCCUCUUCUCACUCUCCCAUACAAAGAUGACAACAUAUCCCUUCUAUUCCCCCUUGUUUUUC
This is a messenger RNA of Halteromyces radiatus, 1342 nucleotides long. RefSeq lists its product as uncharacterized. The record is from RefSeq and is a predicted model, not a curated record. Gene Ontology annotation, biological process: protein transport. Lineage: Eukaryota; Fungi; Mucoromycota; Mucoromycetes; Mucorales; Cunninghamellaceae. Gene Ontology annotation, cellular component: cytoplasm. The transcript is spliced from 2 exons. Bases 39 to 1310 code for a protein of 423 amino acids.